Molecule: messenger RNA, 4562 nt
Organism: Sycon ciliatum
Lineage: Eukaryota; Metazoa; Porifera; Calcarea; Leucosolenida; Sycettidae
Exons: 6
Coding region: 533-3988 (1151 amino acids)
Source: RefSeq, a predicted model, not a curated record
GGAUCAUGGAUCAUGGGACGCGAUAUCAUGGAGCAAUGUUUUGUCUCGCCUUGUUGAUGAUACAUUGUCCACACUUGGCGCUAGCACUUCAUUGACUCUACGUUCUCGUCUUCAAGUCUUGUACAUUCCCAGCAAGGUCCAUUGUAGUCGAGUUUGUGUCUGCCUAUUCCACCAAACCGAGCUUUAUGCUCAAGCUUGAAUGCAGUAAGGAAACCAAAAGGGAUAUUAGUGUUUUGGUCUUUGAAUAAGUGAUUUCCUUUGCGACACGACCCGAAAUUCUUGCUGGAAGAUGUCCCCAGCCUCAGGCCCCCAGUCGUUCAGCUGAACUUCUUCAUCUCUUCAGUUUUAGUUUAGGCUUGUCUCUACCGAAACGCUAGCAUCCUGCGAUCCAGUCUGAUCCGGUCUCCCGUGGGGAGUGGCUCUGGAAACCAUAGACCGCUAAUUUACCGUGUGAAACCCGUGCCGCAUCAAAGCUUUCGGGCUGCUGUGUCGGACAUUCUCCACGGAGAUAUCUCCUGACCAGGGUAGGAAGAUGGGAAACAACAUCGUGCCUGCUGCCGCAGGCAAUCCGUUUAACUCGCCCGAGUUCAUUGCUGACAUACAUCCGUGGUUGCUGACUGUGGAUGCCGACACGUUCAGGGAGACAGCACAGCAAAACCAGCUGCUACGCACCUUCGACAUUGUCGCGGACCUGGAAGACACUCUGCAGCGGGAAGGUCGGAAAGCGCACAACAAGAAGCUGAUUCAAGUCAUCUCGACUGAUGAACUGCAUGGAUACGAACGCUUGUGUUACGUCGUUGCCAAAAUGGGCUACCAUACCCGAGUGCACCAGAUGCUGAACCAGCUUCCAGAGAGGAAUCGACCGUUGAUAGAUUUACCCAGCUCAGGUGACAUGGCAACCACAAGCGUACGACGGCGAACCACAAGCGUACGACGGCGAACCCGGACAGGUGUGGACGGUGGCAAUGGUGAUAGUGAUGGUAGAUCAGAGUCACAGAGUGUGGAUGGAAAUGCAGAAGAUUGCCACGGAGCAGAAGAUUGCCCCGGAGAAGAAGAGGGUCAUGGAGCAGAAGAGAGGAAUGAAACGGCUGUGGAGCAUGAAACAUCACCACCAGCUGAACCAGAGGCAGUACGGGCUCAGAGGCGCAUACCAUUCCUUGCAAUGGUGGCAGGGCUGAGUGUUCUUAUCAUUGCUGUCAUCAGUGUCUACUACGGUUUUAGCUCGCCAGCUUUACCUGAUUUGGGUCGUGCGGAAAAGCUGUUGAAGAUUCGCUACUCCAAGGCCAAUAACAUCUACUCACCGAUCCUUGGGGCCAGCACAGUAAACACUGUCGAUAACAUCUACAUCAACCUUGUCAUGCUGCCGAAGAAAAAUCUAAGCGAAGAGUUCGAGAAUGGAUUUGAAUCCAGCUCCGACGACAUGUGGCGGACGGAGCAUGCCUUCACUCGCGCAAGCCAGGAGAUGCAAAGUGUUAACUUGGAGUCUCUUCUAAACAGCACCCAUCAUGAGCAAUCACCGCAUCCCACAGGUCAGACUUUCGGCACGAUAGUCACGGCUAGUGCUGGGUGUGGGAAGUCAUUUGUUUUUACGAGAGUCGCCCCGAUCAAAUGGGCAGCCGGUGAACUGUGGCCUGACAAGAAGCUGCUCGUUGCAAGAGAGUUGCGUUUCCCAGACGUGCACAAGGCUACAUCCCUGAGUAAGCUACUUGGCCUAGACGGUAUCGGUAUUGAAGACAGCAAUGCCCAGCAGGAGAUCUGUGAUCAUGUUCGUGCACACCCAGAGAGUCUAGUGCUCAUUCUAGAUGGUCUUGAUGAGGUGAACCUGAAAGACAUGAGCAGUUUUGUCUAUGAUGUACUGUUUGGUGAGGAGCUGCAGGGGAUUCAUCUCAUAGUAACAUCUCGACCAUGUGCCGAUGUCUUCCAGUUGUCAGUAUUACCUCACUUCCACCAACACAUCGAGCUAAUGGGAUUCAGAGCAGAUGAUGUGGAGAGGUAUAUCCAUAACGUGCUCAGCCCGGAGAAAGCAGGGGCACUGGUGGCAGAGGUUGAUCGAUCAGCAUAUCUACGCGGCAUGAUGGCGACCCCAUUCAUGGCACAGGAAGUGUGUAUGCAGUAUCACUUUGGCUUGGAUGCACCGCAGUGCAUGACAGACAUGUUUGAGCAAAUGAUUGUGCAGAUUAUCAACCGGAAAUACGCCCGCGCAUACAAGCAGUGGAAUGAAGUACCAGUUGAGGCACAACUGCUGGUGAUGGAAAUAGGAAAGUUUGCCUUCAAUAUGCUUGUCGAGAAGCGGAUGAUCUUCAGUGAUGCCGAUCUCCAGAAGCAUUCUCUCAGUGAGCAUGCCUACAAACUAGGCUUAUUGGUGACAGGCGAGGAAUCUCUAUCAAGGGAUAUGUUCAAGCAACAUCGGUUCAGCCAUCUUACCACUCAGGAGUACCUAGCAGCUAUGUACCUUGCCAGACACCCUCUGCACAAUGUCAUGAGCAAUUCUAGUAUUAUUCGACUGGUGGAAAUCCUCGGCGCAGAAACGGCACAUUUGAGAACAUUCUGGGCUAUGUUUUGUGCUCAGCUGACUGCAACACAAGCCGAAUACCUCGUAAACUCGUUAUUAACACGAAGAAAGGUACAGAAGCCAGAAGGAGAGAUCGUGGAUUUUCUUUUUUAUUCUACGCCUAUUUCCAACAGUAUGGACUUGGUUCAGUUACCCGACCUUUCUGCAUAUUUCAAGCAGGGAAAAGUGGAAAGAGCAUAUCUUCAGGGUCUCGCAUUUCACUCCUUCGCCGAGCUGGUGGUGCAUCAGAAAGGUGUCAACACAUCACUGCCGUCAAUACGCGCAUUGCUGGUAUCGAACCAAGGUGUGAGAUUUACCAUGGAUCAACAACCUGCGGAGCAGCGAUCGAUUGACAUGAUCCUUCACCAUCACCCGCAAGACGUUCGGAAGGUGACCAUACUUGUACAUUUUUGGAUUCCGACCCUCAUCGUUUACUUCCCAAUGUCAUUGGCGAAAUGCAGUGGUUUGCGAGUGUUGUCAAUCAAUCUCAUCAAUGUGCCUAGUGCCCUGGCUACUGUCACCUCUGCUGUACAGCAUUCUGCCAGAAAUCUACAAGAGCUGAAUCUGUAUUGGACUCCGGUUUCUGCCUCUUUGUUAACUGCACUUUCAUCAUGUCACCGACUUCAAGAUCUCCAACUCACAUAUAGCAGUCGGAUGGACACAAGGGUAAGUGCUUUGGCUAGUGCAUUUUCCAAUCUCACAGCCCUUGAAAAUUUCGAACUGGAAAGUGAUUGUGGCCUUGAAAGUGAUGCGGUGGCUGAAAUCUCCCGCGCACUUCACCGUAGUAGUAAGUUAUCCAGUGUUUGCUUUAGGGAUUGCGGCUUGACAGCAUCGGUGCUUCCUGCCUUCACAACAGCCCUGCAGUACUGGAAACGCCUGAGGAGCUUGAAGCUCAUCCACAACAACUUCAGUGAUACUGGCUCAAUCGUAGCUUCUCGGUUUUUCUCUGCGAUUUCAAAACUCCCAGAUUUGCAUGGUAUUGGCCUUUACAAUUGCAGUUUGCCUGAAAGUACUGGCUUUGCCAUUGCGACUGAGCUGUAUAACAUUAGCACAAUGCAAUUUUUGACCUUAUCAAAUAAUCCCAGUCUAGGCAACAAGGCUGUUGUAGCCAUUUUGCAUGCACUAAGCCAAUGCAAAAAAAUGUUCGCAGUUCGUCUGGAGAACUGUGGUCUGACGGCCGCAUCGUUGCCAGCUAUUACCACUGCUCUGCAGAGGUGGCCGAAGCUGACAUGGUUGCAGCUUCAUGACAACGACUUUAGUGCGGUCACAGCCGAACAGACCAAUGACUUCAUUGCCGCUGCCAACGCCCAUAAGAAACUUACUUCUUUGACGCUACGCAAAGGAGGCAUGCCUCCCUCUGGUAGACCAGCUUUUAAUAUACUGAUGUCCGAUGACUCGUAUCGUUUGGUCGACAGUGUAGAUUGCCUGCAGGAGUAACGACUCUCCUCUCUCUCUCUCUCUCUCUCUCUCUCUCUCUCCAUUGGAGUGAGAAAGGUUUUCAUUGAGCGGCUUGCUGUGAGAGGAGGACUGAGACUUGCCGGCACUAACGGCAAAUUGCCAAAAAGACCUCGCGGCCAUGGAGCUUCGGGACUCAUUCUUUUCUGAAGUGCACGCGCUGAGCUGAAGCUGAAUUUGUACCUGCUGUUUACUCCACACAACACCAGUGUUAUGAUUAUUCACAGGACUUUGUGCAUAUUUACCUCCAAAUUAUGUUCCGUGAACGACUACGUCAGUGCCUAGUAGUAACUUUUUUCCCCAAUAGCUCCGGAGAAGUGUUUUCAUUUUUUUUAAUUGGCCUCACCCACCACACUUAUGCCAGUUUAUCUGUGUACAAGUACUGAAGUAAGUGGUAAUGGUGACUGUAGGCUUUGGAACUGUUCGCUUCUCUUCCAGCAGCAGAACCAGAUGCUAAGGAUCAUAUUUCCUUGACUCUCUUGCCUACCUUUUUCCAUAGUAAAAUUAUGCACAUCGGUUUUAGACAUUUGCUGCCUGCAAUUUUCUAGUAAAAUUA